CAGGACCCCCCCUGGCCCUCGUCCGGCCCCAGCUCGCCCCGCGGGGCCGGGGGGGACGCGUGGGGCUCGGCGCCGGCCGCGCUGCGCACCAUCGAGACCUUCGUCCGCAAGGCCAAGUCCUCCAAGAAGCGCGCCCUGGCGCCCCCGGAGUCCGCCAUCCUGGACAAAAUGCGCCUCAAAGACUCCCUGUUCGACCUGCCCGCCCCCCAGAGCAGCCCGGGGCCGCCCCCCCAGAAGCGCCGGGAGCGCCGGAACCGCCGGGGGGACGCGGGCGCGGGCGGC
Messenger RNA from Passer montanus (Eurasian tree sparrow), 282 nucleotides. Its product is annotated as PHD finger protein 23-like. Lineage: Eukaryota; Metazoa; Chordata; Aves; Passeriformes; Passeridae. The record is from RefSeq and is a predicted model, not a curated record. The annotation marks the transcript as partial. The transcript has a single exon.